This is a messenger RNA of Brassica rapa (field mustard), 1926 nucleotides long. RefSeq names its product endoglucanase 11. The record is from RefSeq and is a predicted model, not a curated record. Gene Ontology annotation, molecular function: hydrolase activity, hydrolyzing O-glycosyl compounds. Gene Ontology annotation, biological process: carbohydrate metabolic process. NCBI's taxonomy places the organism in Eukaryota, Viridiplantae, Streptophyta, Magnoliopsida, Brassicales, Brassicaceae.
UUCAUAUUUAACAAAUAAAAAGUUACCAUAAAAAAAAAGUCACGCCAUCUCUCUCUCCUCCACAACUCCACACUGCUUUCAAAUACACCCUGUGAAGAGCAGAGAGAGAGAGACUAGUGAGAGAGUCCAUCGCAUUCUCUCUCUCUCCUUUCAUUCCCAAACAGAGACUUCUAGAGAGAGAGAUUCACAAAAAUAACUGUAAUGGAGAUUCACCGACACAGACGAUGGCAUUUUCUCCUUCUGAUAACUAUCUCCUCCGCCAUAUCGUUGAUCGGUGUUUCUUCAGAGACAGAGGUUGGAGGGUUCGACUAUGGUGAAGCAUUGUCUAAGAGCUUACUCUACUUCGAAGCUCAAAGAUCAGGUCGACUUCCGUACAACCAGCGCGUGACGUGGCGUGAUCACUCCGGUCUCACCGACGGUCUAGAGCAAGGGGUAGAUUUAGUGGGAGGAUAUCAUGACGCCGGAGACCAUGUUAAAUUUGGACUUCCGAUGGCUUUCACGGUGACAAUGCUGUCUUGGAGUGUAAUAGAGUACGGUGACUCACUCGCUUCCACCGGCGAGCUAUCUCACGCGCUUGAAGCCAUCAAAUGGGGAACCGAUUACUUCAUCAAAGCUCACACAAGCCCAAAUGUUCUAUGGGCCGAAGUAGGCGACGGUGACACUGACCACUACUGUUGGCAGAGACCGGAGGACAUGACGACUUCACGGCGAGCUUUCAAGAUCGACGAGAAUAAUCCUGGAUCAGAUCUGGCCGGAGAAACAGCCGCGGCUAUGGCUGCAGCUUCGAUCGUAUUCCGCACAACCAAUCCACAUUACUCUCACCUUCUCCUGCACCAUGCCCAACAAUUGUUUGAGUUUGGAGACAAGUACAGAGGCAAAUAUGAUGAGAGUCUACGUGUUGUAAAAAGUUAUUAUGCCUCGGUGAGUGGUUACAUGGACGAGCUUUUAUGGGGUGCCACAUGGCUCUAUCGAGCCACCGACAAUGAUCACUAUAUGAGUUAUGUGGUUGACAUGGCGCACCAACUCGGUGGCCUUUCUUGGGCCAUGUCUGAGUUCAGCUGGGACGUCAAGUUCGCUGGUGUUCAACUUCUCGCCUCCAUGUUGAUAAAAGAAGACAAACACAAGCAACAUUCUGAAGUCCUACAACAGUACAAAUCAAAGGCCGAUCAUUACCUAUGCUCAAUUCUCAACAAGAACAUCAACGGCACAAAUGUCCAACGAACACCAGGCGGUUUACUCUACGUCCGGCAAUGGAACAACAUGCAAUACGUUUCUACCGCAUCUUUCCUCCUAACAGUGUAUUCCGACCACCUCCGUAAAUCAAACUCCGAUCUCGAAUGCCACGAAGGAACUGUUACUCCUGAUGAGAUGCUCGUGUUUGCCAAGUCGCAAAUAGACUACAUUUUAGGAUCAAACCCGAUGAAAACAAGUUACCUAGUCGGAUACGGUCCAAAAUAUCCGACUAGGGUUCAUCAUAGAGGUGCAUCGAUCGCUUCUUAUAAAGAUUACAAAGGGUUCAUUGGAUGCACUCAAGGGUAUGAUUAUUGGUACGGACGGUCCGAGCCUAAUCCAAGUGUUUUAGUUGGGGCUUUGGUCGGAGGACCGGAUGACCGAGAUAAUUUUUUUGACCGGAGGGAUAAUUACGUUCAAACCGAGGCUUGUACGUACAAUACUGCCCCUUUGGUCGGUGUGUUUGCGAGACUUAUAGAGAUUGAGGAGCAGAAACUUGAAGAAGAAGAUGUUCGCCUGGUUGCAACUUAUAGGAAAUAGAGUUAUUAUAAAAUGAAAAGAAAGUGUGGUUUUAUUUGCACCCAUAUAUAUAUUUAUAUUCUCGGGGUUUUUCUUCUCAACAAUUUUCAUUGAGUGAAAGUGUGUAUAUAUAUAUGAAUUAUCAAUAUAAACUCUCUUUUUUUGUUUGUUGCUCAA